Messenger RNA from Contarinia nasturtii (swede midge), 2811 nucleotides. Its product is annotated as polycomb protein suz12-like. Gene Ontology annotation, cellular component: nucleus; ESC/E(Z) complex. Gene Ontology annotation, molecular function: chromatin DNA binding. The record is from RefSeq and is a predicted model, not a curated record. NCBI's taxonomy places the organism in Eukaryota, Metazoa, Arthropoda, Insecta, Diptera, Cecidomyiidae. The transcript has 6 exons. The coding region runs from base 348 to 2234 and encodes 628 amino acids.
GCGAUCAUUUUUAUUCAAAGAAAACAAAGCUGUGAAAAAAAUCGAAAAAUUUGUGUGGCAUUCGUCGAAAAUAAACAAACAUUUUACUUUAUUGAAUGUAGAAAAUAGCGAGCUGUCAGUGCAACAAACAAAACUCAUAUUGUUGUAUUGAUGCAGAACCGCUGUUCGUUUUGUGAAAAACGAUUUUCAGAAAUUGUUAGUCAAAAAAAGCAAAUAAUGUACAAUUAGAAGAAGAAAAUCGGAUUUUUUUUGUUUAAACGAAAAACAAUAACAAACAAACAGUUACCAGUUACAUCGUACAAAAUAAUAAUAAGAAAAAAAAUUGUGUGAAAGCGUGUGGUACUACGAUGAAGGACAGCCAUCAAAAUAGGCAAGAUUGUGAACUAUUUUUGCGGGCAUUCGAAAAGCCAACGCAAAUUUACCGAUAUUUGCGUACGCGACGUCUUUUGUCGCCACUUUUCUUGCAGCGAAAUCUGGUUUAUUUGAAAGAUCGAAUAACAAAGCAAAGAAAAUGUCCCCGACGUCAGCGGAAAGAUUUUGAUUGGCCAACAUUUUUGAAAGAAUUGAAACCAGUCAAAACUAAUGAUCCGUCUGAUAGUUCAUUAGUUUUUAAAUUUCUUGGAUAUUUUGAUGAAAAUAUUUUGAGUACUGAAAAUGACACUGCCACUGUUAACAUUUAUGUACUCUGCCGAAGUAAACAUCAGCCGAAGUUCUUGCUCAAAACGAUUCCAGUUGAAAUCAAUCCACGCAUAAUUAUAAAUCCCGUUCCAAUCACACUUUCCAAAGAAGAGCUAAUGCGCAAUGUCAGUAGAACUGAUCGCUCUUGUGAAUUAGUCAUAGAAGUCUCGUAUGUUGAGCAUCAAAACAAUGGUGAACAUUUAGAUAAAUCACAGCGAUCAAAGAAACGCAAAAAGAUAAGCCAUGACGCUCGUUUGCCAGUUUUCGAUAAAAAAGGUCAUUGCGAUUUGUUGGAAGGUGAAUACGAGCUCAAUCUGGAUGUAAGCAGAGAAACAACACCAAUUCGAAAGGUGGAUCGUUUAACAUGGGCAACCGAUAUACCGAAAAUGUUGACGGGCGAUAAGCGUUACUUUCAAAAUCGUUCGUUGAAAUUCAUGUUGCUUUGGAAUAGUGAAGAUGGUACCAAAUCAAAAUCAACAUCACCAAUUCACAAUGAAAAUGCGAUGCUUAACACAACCAACACGGAUUGGUGUGGAAUUCAAACUGGUUCAACGACAUCACUUAGUACAUCAUCUGGUAUAUUGAGUGAUAUGAGCUCGGAUGAUGCAGAGAUUACAACAUUGACAACCAAAAAACUGCCAAACUCACUGCCAAUUACAUUAGCAAAUAGAUCACCGUAUGUUGAAUUGCUCGGCAUGGGAUCACAUCUCAUUUAUCGUUUCAUUUAUAAUGAUGAUUUGAGUCAAAAGACCGUUGCAUGGGAUGAAUUUUUAUGUCCAUGGUGUUAUUUGAAUUGUACAAGUUUACAUCCAUUGUUGAUGCAUUUGCGCUUGUGUCAUGAUCGUUUCAAAUUUUCCUACACCCAAAAAGAAGAUGGCAUUCAAGUCGAUGUAUCAAUCAAUGAGCGAUACAAUUGUGCAUUGUCGCCGCUCAAAGAAAAUUCACUUGAAUCGAAUGACAAUGACAUGAAACCAUGCAAACGUAAGCCUUAUACAAAAGUAUUAGUCUCUCGGCCACGAGCCAGAAAACAUCGAAAAUGCUUAACCUUUGAAGAAUUAGAUGAAGCAAUUGAAUCAGACGUUGAUUCGUCCGAUGCCGAAGAAAAUAAAUACGUUUUACCAAAAGGUCAAUUGAAUUUUGAUGGUCAUCGCCGUGUAUACUAUCGAACCACCAAUAAUAUGAUCUACACGCAUCGUGCCGAUUUCGAUGAGGACUCAGAAGGCGAAAUGGACCCGGGAUGGUUGCGUAGACAUACACAAAAACUGAUUGAUGAUUUCACCGAUGUAAAUGAAGGCGAAAAAGAAAUGCUCACAAUGUGGAAUUUACAUGCAAUGAAGCAUAAUUUUGUUGGUGAUGCACAAAUGCCGUUGGCCUGUGAAAUGUUUGUCAAUGAGCGUGGCGAUGAGAUUAUAGCGAAAAAUCUCUACCGAAACUUUUUGCUUCAUUUGACCAAUUUACACGAUUUUGGUAUGCUGUCAUCCGGUGAAAUGUAUUCAAUUAUCCAAAGAUUGCAAGUGAAACAAAAGAAUCGGAAACAGUCACGUUUCACUGAUUAAAAUUUACACUGCGAUGAUGUUUAGCGUCUUAAAUUUAGUGGUAUUUUUUAAGUUAUUUUUAUUAAGAUUGAAAAUUAUUGAAAAAUGGCACUGCGAUUAAAUUUAGAAAAACAAAAUGAACUAUAUUAUGCUGAAGGAAUGAAAAGGAACAUUUGGUUUAAGCGAUAUAUGAUGAAUCCAGAACAAUGAAAACCAGAAAAGUAAUUGAUUUGAAUAUAUUUAAUGUUCCAUUCUAUUCGACAGAUAAAUUAUCACAAAAAAAAAUCUCUAUUAACAAUGUCGUUACAAAAAUUGACACAAUUAAAUUGUCUUACUUAAAAGAAAAUAAUUUACAAUACGUUAUGAUAUAAAUGCCACCGACCAUCGGAAUAAGCGAUAUAUUUAUUCUAACAAAUCUGCCGUUAAAACGAAAUGCACCUGAUAAAAGAGCACUAUUCUCAUACACAUAAACUCUCUCACAUCCACACACCGCCUACAAUUCAAUAGAAUUUUAAAAUGUUAUCCAAUAUUUAUACAAAUUUAACUGUUUUUUCUUUAAAUAAACACAAAAAUCGAAAGAUAUGUUUUAAACUUUGAA